Acytostelium subglobosum LB1 is the source of this 1314-nucleotide messenger RNA. RefSeq lists its product as hypothetical. The record is from RefSeq and is a predicted model, not a curated record. Gene Ontology annotation, molecular function: clathrin-cargo adaptor activity. Lineage: Eukaryota; Evosea; Eumycetozoa; Acytosteliales; Acytosteliaceae. Gene Ontology annotation, biological process: clathrin-dependent endocytosis; intracellular protein transport. Bases 1 to 1314 code for a protein of 437 amino acids. Gene Ontology annotation, cellular component: AP-2 adaptor complex; cytoplasmic vesicle. The transcript has 4 exons.
AUGAUAAGUGCAUUGUUCUUGAUGAACAGUAAGGGUGAGGUACUCAUCUCUCGUAUAUACAGAGAUGAUAUCAGCCGAGGUGUUGGAAAUGCAUUCAGACUGGAGGUGGUCAUGUCACAGGAGAAUAGGUCACCGGUUAAACAGAUUGGAUCGUCAACAUUUAUGUAUAUACAACAGGGAGGUCUAUAUGUUGUGGCAGUGACCUCAAAGAAUGUCAACGCUUGCAUGGUGUUUGAAGUGUUGCAUCAACUAGUCGAUCUCUUCAAAUCAUACUUUGACACAUUCAACGAGGAGUCUAUCAAGAACAACUUUGUACUGGUAUAUGAGUUGUUGGAUGAGAUACUAGACUUUGGAUACCCUCAGAACUGCUCCACUGAGGUGUUGAAACUGUACAUUACUCAAGGACAGGGCAAGUUGAAGUCAAUUGACAAGUUGAAACAAGAGAAGUUGGCCAAGAUCACUAUCCAGGCCACUGGUAUCACUCCAUGGAGAACACCAGACAUCAAGCACAAGAGAAAUGAGAUAUAUAUUGAUGUGGUGGAGUCUGUUAAUAUGUUGAUGUCAGCUGAGGGCAACAUACUUCGUGCCGACGUCACUGGACAGGUGAUGAUGAAGUGCUAUCUGUCUGGAAUGCCCGAGUGCAAGUUUGGAAUGAACGACCGAGUGGUCAUGGACAGGGAGCGCGGACCGACGCCCACGUCGGCGCCCAAGAACAAGCGUGCACAUGGCGUGGAGAUCGACGACAUAACAUUCCAUCAGUGCGUGCGUCUGGGCAAGUUCGACACGGACCGCACAGUCAGCUUCAUCCCACCCGACGGUGAGUUCGAGUUGAUGAAGUAUCGCACGACUGAGUACAUCAACCUGCCGUUCAAAGUGCUGCCCAUUGUAAAGGAGAUGGGACGCACGCGUAUCGAGUGUAGCAUUACUGUCAAGUCCAACUUCAAUGCCAAGAUGUUUGGCUCCAACGUCAAAGUCAUGGUGCCCAUGCCAAAGAACACCGCCGUCUGCAAGAUAGUGGUGGCCGCUGGCAAGGCCAAGUACAUGCCCGAGCAGGACGCCAUCGUGUGGCGAAUCAAACGAUUCCCGGGCGACACAGAAUUCACUCUGCGUGCCGAGAUUGAACUGAUGGCCUCUGUCAACUUGGACAAGAAGACAUGGUCACGCCCACCAAUCUCGAUGGAGUUCCAGGUAGCAAUGUUCACAGCGUCCGGCUUCCAUGUACGCUUCCUCAAGGUGAUUGAGAAGAGCAACUACACGCCAAUCAAAUGGGUGAGAUAUCUGACCAAGGCUGGUACGUACCAGAACAGAAUCUAA